Messenger RNA from Heterocephalus glaber (naked mole-rat), 1432 nucleotides. RefSeq names its product EBNA1 binding protein 2 (gene Ebna1bp2). Gene Ontology annotation, cellular component: nucleolus; nuclear periphery; preribosome, large subunit precursor. Gene Ontology annotation, biological process: ribosomal large subunit biogenesis; rRNA processing. Lineage: Eukaryota; Metazoa; Chordata; Mammalia; Rodentia; Bathyergidae. The record is from RefSeq and is a predicted model, not a curated record.
AGCUCGUUCUGACAACUCUCAGGGAUCCAUUCCCACCUUUUGCCUUUUCUCUCUGAGUCACCAGACCAUGCAAGUAUCCAGAGUCUUUAGCUCUGCCUGUCCCAAGCAAUUGGUGCACAGCCGUACACCGGAGCAGUUCCUAUGGCAACCACAAACCGGAAGUGUGUCUCAGCGCCGGAAGCGGAAGUCCCGUUCGAAACGCCGAGCCGGAACGGCGAGUUGGUGGCCCCAGUCUAGUUUGAGCGCACGUGGGAAGGCGGCGUGCGAGUUGGGGUCGAAGGCAAGAGCCUGGGUGAGAGCUGGUCUGUGCCAGCUGCCCGGGCCUCGGGCUGACCCGCCCCUUCGGGUAGGCGUGGGGCUGGCGGGCUUCGAGAUGGACACUCCCCUCUCAGGCUCGGACUCGGAUUCUGAUGAUUCUCUAGUCACGGACAGAGAGUUGCAGGAUGCAUUUUCCUGCGGACUCCUGAAGCCAGGCCUCAAUGUCGUGCUCGAGGGGCCGAAGAAGGCCGUGAACAAUGUGAAUGGCCUGAAGCAGUGUUUCGUCGAAUUCAAGCGGAGUCUAGAAUGGGUUGAAAGGCUCGAUGUGACCCUGGGUCCUGUGCCGGUUGUCAGUGGACCUGAGCCAACACCUCAGAACAAGGACCCGAAAGCUGUUAAUCCAGAAGACGACUUCCAGCGGGAAAUGAGUUUCUACGGCCAGGCUCAGGCAGCAGUGCUUGCAGUAUUACCACGCCUCCACCAGCUCAAAGUCCCUACCAAGCGGCCCACUGAUUAUUUUGCGGAAAUGGCCAAGUCUGAUCAGCAGAUGCAAAAGAUUCGACAGAAGCUACAGACUAAACAAGCUGCCAUGGAGAAGUCUGAAAAGGCUAAGCAACUGCGAGCACUUAGGAAAUAUGGAAAGAAGGUGCAAACAGAGGUUCUUCAGAAGAGGCGGCAGGAGAAAUCACAUAUGAUGACUGCCAUUAAGAAAUAUCAAAAAGGCUUCUCUGAUAAAUUGGAUUUCCUUGAGGGAGAUCAGAAACCUGUUGCCUGGGGCACAAAGGCAGGAACUAAAGGCCAGCAGAUGAAGAAAGGGCCCAGUGCCAAAAGACGAUAUAAAAACCAGAAGUUUGGCUUUGGGGGGAAGAAGAAAGGCUCCAAGUGGAACACUCGUGAGAGCCAUGAUGAUGUAUCCAGCUUCCGGGCCAAGACAGCACAUGGGAAAGGCCUCAAGAGGCCUGGAAAGAAAGGAUCAAAUAAGAGACCUGGAAAACGAACAAGAGAGAAGAUGAAGAACAGAACCCGUUAAAACAACAUCUUUUUUAAUGAAGAACAGGGAAAAAAGGAUGAAGACAUGGAAUUUCACAAUACAAUUGGACCUUAUCUCUUACUAUUUUUCUUUUUUUUAAUUGGAAAAAAUUAUUUUAAUAAAUUAAAAAAAUUAUUAACGAAA